AUGGCUGCCUGCACUGCAAGAAUCCACCAUAUCUUGCUCGCGCUAUCCGGUGCUUUCUACCUCGCGUCGCACUCCGCCGCAUUCUCCGCCUGGGAUCACCCCGGUGUGAUCUCUCGCCUGGCUGACCAUGAUACCUUCCUUGCACUUAAUGUCACCGUGGGCAUGUUUGAUCUCCUCGACUUGGACUGGUGCUCUAUGGAGGAGCUGCCUCCUCCCGGCGCCGUCACCAGGCCGGCAGUUAUCCGCCGCGGUUCAACCUUUCCCAGGCCUGUGAUGCUCAUCAGCACUCCUGAGGGCUCCUUGAGAGAGAAACAUGACUAUGAUAACUGUACCGCCAGGUUUUUCUCUCAUUUCUCUUCCGCGUUCGAAGAAGAAAUUGUAAUUGGGCUGUCCGAGAGCAUGAGCCGAAGAGUGCCCCGUCCAACCCCUCACAGGCUCCCAGACCAACCUAGGGAGCGAAAAUAUGGCCGUAGAGCGAUGACCACAAGGAAGAAACAGCAGCCUGUUGCGAUCCGCGGGGAGCUCGCGUCGUCGUGGUUGAAGCAAGCGGCUGUGGCAGGUUCGGCUUUGUUUGGGUUGAUUUGCGCUGUGCCAGCUCUUCUGCUCUGCUGCAUACGCGGAAAGAGGCUGAGGCAGAGCACAUCGGUUAUCGAGCUCCGGCGAGGAUUAGGACCUAGGGAGUUUCGCUACCGCGAGCUUGCCGCCGCGACAGACAAUUUCGCCGAGCAGAAAAAGAUCGGGAGAGGGGGGUUCGGUCCGGUGUACUGCGGCUACUUGAGUGACCAAGACCGGCAUGUGGCCAUCAAGACGCUCUCGGAGGAGCCGACGGCGGUGCAGGGGCGCAAGGAGUUUGAGGCAGAGGUCAGUGUCAUGAGCCAGCUUAGGCACCGCAACAUCGUCCAGCUCGUCGGCUGGUACCGUCGCCGGGGACGACUAGCGCUCGUCUACGAGCUCAUGCCCGGAGGCAGCCUCGACACCCAUCUCUACAGUCCUGACAGACGCUUAUUAACGUGGCCAGAGAGAUACAAGAUUGCUCUUGGCCUGGGCUCUGCCUUGCGGUACCUCCACACGGAAUGCGACCAGUGCAUCGUGCACGGCGACAUCAAACCCGCAAACGUGAUGCUCGACGCGUCGCGCAACGCCAAGCUCGGCGACUUCGGGCUAGCGAGGCUCGACGACCAUGGAGCAGAGCCACGGACAACGCAGGUCGUCGCGGGAACCCUGGGGUACAUCGACCCGGAGUUCGUCAGCAGCGGCAGGCCGAGCGCAGAGUCCGACGUGUACAGCUUCGGAGUCGUGCUCCUCGAGAUCGCCUGCGGCAGGCGGCCGACGUUAACGCGAACGGAUCAUCAAGCCUCGACGGCGCUGCUGGCCUCGGUCCGUGGCAUGUACCACCGUAACCAGAUCGUCGAUGCAGCAGACCGGAGGCUGAAUGGCGAGUUUGACAGGCUGCAGAUGGAGCGUCUGCUGGUGACAGGGCUGUGGUGCGCGCACCACGACCCGAUGCGGCGGCCGUCCGUUGCGCAGGCCAUGGAUGUGCUACGAUCUGCAGACGCCAAGUUGCCCGUGCUUGCAGAGAUGCGUGGCGCUGGGGAGGUUCGGUCUUUGGAGGCACAGGCUUACGACGAUGUGCCUGCCGAGAACUCUGCUUAUUUAACAACUGAAAGUGCGUCCCUUAUGACCGAUGAUUCCGAGCACUCCCAAUGCAUCAUAUGCUAA
This is a messenger RNA of Triticum aestivum (bread wheat), 1719 nucleotides long. RefSeq names its product probable kinase CHARK. The transcript is spliced from 2 exons. NCBI's taxonomy places the organism in Eukaryota, Viridiplantae, Streptophyta, Magnoliopsida, Poales, Poaceae. Gene Ontology annotation, molecular function: ATP binding; protein kinase activity. Gene Ontology annotation, biological process: protein phosphorylation. The record is from RefSeq and is a predicted model, not a curated record. Bases 1 to 1719 code for a protein of 572 amino acids.